Messenger RNA from Verticillium nonalfalfae, 1650 nucleotides. RefSeq lists its product as uncharacterized. Bases 1 to 1650 code for a protein of 549 amino acids. The record is from RefSeq and is a predicted model, not a curated record. The transcript has a single exon. Lineage: Eukaryota; Fungi; Ascomycota; Sordariomycetes; Glomerellales; Plectosphaerellaceae.
AUGGAGCAAGACCAUUCCGAGCAGCACGGCCACGACCAGUCCAGUCAGCAGGAACAUGAUUUCUCCUCGUAUGCCAAUAUCCCUUUCACAGAUGAUGUGUUCAACGUGCCCAUGCCGUCUUAUGGCUCCCCGGGCAUGGCGUGGCCGGAAUCCUUACCAUACGACAUCGACCAGUUCAACCAGUUCCAACAGAACUGGCCGGACAUGGACUAUGGCAUGUCGCCGCCACCCCCGCCAGUGCCGCAAAUGCCUCGAGCACCAGAAGCGCCGCCACAGCUGCCCCGGCGCUUUGCACAAAUCAAACAGGGACUUGUCGCUGGAAAGGAGAAUGCCAUCGCCAAGUCCUGGGACCGGCUGCUCGUUUCCCUCCGAGCGGAGAUUGCUCUCAUCGAAGUCACAAAGUCUGACAUUAUUCCCACCAUCGACUUUGCAGACCUCGAGGACCGUGAUAAAGUCACAGAAUUUUCGGCCAAGUUGAAGAAGCGAGGCGCUGCAGUCAUUCGCAAGGUUGUUCCUUCGGAGGAUGUCAUGGAGUGGAAAGAGGAGACCGACGGCUACCUGGCUAGCAAUCCCGGCACCAAGGCCUGGCCAACUCGAGACCCUCACCUCAUGGGCAUAUAUUGGACGCCUGCUCAGAUUAAAGGACGCGGACAUCCCAAUGUCCUGGCGGCACAGAAAUUCCUCAUGAGCCUCUGGCACUCAACCGAUGCGGAAGCGCAGGUCAGCAAUAAUUUCCCGGUAUCGUACGCAGAUCGUCUGCGCAUCAACACGCCUGGCGAGUCCAACUGGCAUCUCAACGCCCACGUCGACGGCGGCAGCGUCGAACGCUGGGAGCCGGACGGCUACGGCCGCGCCGGCACCUACCGCGCCAUCUGGGAUGGUCGCUGGGAGGACUACGAUCCCUGGGAGAGCAGCUCGCGUCUCAAGGUCACGUCCGACCUCUACAACGGCGCCGGCUCCUGCAGCAUGUUUCGCAUGUUCCAGGGGUGGCUGUCCAUGGCCUCCAUCGACCCAUCAGAGGGCACCCUGCUGCUCUGUCCCAUGCUCCAGCUCGCGACCGCCUACUUUCUCCUCCGUCCCUUCUUCUCGCCCCGCGUCCCCGCCUCCGCGUCGCCUUCGACCGCCGCCUUUCUGGCCUCCGAUAACUGGGCCCUCGACUUCUCACAGACCUCCAUCCUCCAGGGCGCCGUCCCGUCCUACACCCAGGAGCUCAACAAUGUCCUCCACCCCCACCUCCACCUCGACAAGUCCCUCGUUCGCGUCCCUCGCGUUGAACCCGGCGACUACAUCGCCUGGCAUCCCGACAUGGUCUACGGCGGCGACAAGGUCUCCCCGGUCACGGCCCCGGCCACCAUCAUGUACAUCCCCGCCUGUCCCCUGACGCAGACGAAUGCCCUGUACCUCGCGCGGCAGCGCAAGACGUUCCUCCUGGGCCGGCCGAGUCCGGACUUUGGCGGUGGCAUCGGCGAGGCCACGCACGUUGGCCGGCCCGGCACGCAGGAGGUCAACGACGCCGGCGGCGACGAGGCCCUGCGCGCCAUGGGACUGCUUCCCUGGGAGGAAGAUGAUGCGUCGGGGCAGCACGAGGUGCAGCUCCUCCGCAUGGCGAACGGGAUCCUGUUCCCGGACCGCUACGACAUGAUGGUUUGA